Molecule: messenger RNA, 1965 nt
Organism: Phaedon cochleariae (mustard beetle)
Lineage: Eukaryota; Metazoa; Arthropoda; Insecta; Coleoptera; Chrysomelidae
Source: the annotation of a GenBank genome assembly
ACUGACACAUUUUUUGAUUGUACCAAAUAUCAAAAUCGAAUCUGUUAUCGUUGUUCUUGAAUCUAUUUCUUUCAAUUAUUGUUGUAUUUGUUCGCACAGGAUACUCGAAAUAUUCGAUAUUUCAAUUCCACUCCAGUUGAGUCAUUUUUAUGAGAUAUUCGGUCGUCUCCUAAUGCAGAAGUAUAUGUUGAGUGCUUUCCAGUCAAGUGCAGAUACAAACAUGUUGAUAUCAAAAAUUACUCCAACAUAAAUGAGUUUAAAACAGUGGAUAUCAAACAAAAGUAUUAUGUAGUUAUUACAAAUAAUAUAUUCAAUAAAAAACUCCUUCAAUCAAUAACGUAAUGGGUAUUUGCUGGUGUAAAAAUAAGGAUGAAGAAAAUGAUACUUACGUCCCACACAUGUCAAACAACCACCUCAUUCAUAAUGUUGUAAGACCUGUUUCACCUGUAAGUUCACAAUAUUCCUUCAAACUCCCUAAAACACCUGAUGCUGGUGAUGUGGAUAGGCUAGUCCUGGAAACUUUGGGAGUCAUUGCUACUCUUGUUGAUAAUGAACAGGAACCUCCUAGUUCAAUGCUAUUGUUACACAACAUUGCAGACAAUGAAGAAGGCUGGAUACAAGUAGUGAAUUCCAUGAUAAAUAUAAUUCCUCUCAUGGAUCCUCUUGGUCCAUCAGUUAUUACUCUCUUAUUGGAUGAUUGUCCUCUGCCAUCCAAAGAAUCUGUUUUUAAGGUGAUCAAUAUGUUGAAUCUUUCCAAAGAGGCAGCCUUGGCAGGAAGACCUAAUCCUCCUAGACAGAGGAAUAUUUGUGUUGUACUAGGUUGUAUUGCUGAAAAAUUAGCUGGUCCAAGAAACAUGGAAAUAUUGAAUAAUGGUAUUAUAGACUACUUAUUAACAAACUUGGAGCUUGAUACUGAUCCCAGUAUAAUGCUAUUUUCAUUGAUAGCUUUGGAAAAAUUUGCUCAAACUAGUAGUAACAAAAUAACAAUAAUGAAUAAGCUGAAGAGUCUAGACAAGUGUCCUAUAUUGGAGCUAGAGAACUGGAAGACAGAAAAUCAUUAUGUGAGGAGGCAAGUUGGAUUUUGUGCUCAGUGGAUACUGGAUAAUUUAUUUGUGAUGGACGGCCGCAACUACACCUACCAAACGGUCCACAUGGACAACAUAAACGCCAUGCUGAACACGAGUGACGUCAGCGAGUACCUGAAAAUCUCCCCAGACGGCUUGGAGGCCAGAUGCGACGCUUACUCGUUCGAGAGCGUGAGGUGUACCGCGCAGGCGGACCAGGGAGUGUGGUACUACGAGGUGUGCAUCAUCACUCCGGGAGUUAUGCAGAUCGGUUGGGCCACCAAGAACAGUAAUUUUCUCAAUCAUGAAGGCUACGGUAUCGGUGACGACAGAUACUCUUUAGCUUACGACGGUUGCAGGAAGCUCAUCUGGUACAACGCCAAAUGCGAUCCCCAUAGUUUGCCCAGAUGGGAAUCCGGAGACAUAUUAGGUUGCCUCUUGGAUCUCGAUAAUCAACAGAUAGUUUUCUCUAUCAACGGCAGAAGUUUGCCACCAUGUAUGCAUGUGUUCACCAUGGCGACGUCUGGAUUCUUCGCCGCCGCCAGCUUCAUGUCCUUCCAGCAGUGCCGGUUCAAUUUCGGUGCGGAACCGUUCCGCCACCCGCCUUCCGUGGCUUUUUCGACGUUCAACGCGUGCGGUUCGCUGCGCCCCGAGGAGAAGGUCGUGCUGCCGCGGCACAUCUACCUGAACCAGCUGAGAGAGCAAAACGUCGGAGAGGACAGCUGCACGCUAUGCUACGACCAGAAGGCCUCCAUUCGGUUGAUGCCCUGCGAGCACUCAGGAUUUUGUGCUGUGUGCGCCAAUCAGUUGGUAGAAUGUCCGAUGUGCAGAUCUCCAUUUCAAAAAAUCGAGGAAUUCAGCAUUUCUUCAUGACAUACAAGGUGUUUUUAAGUUUGUAACC